Molecule: messenger RNA, 2292 nt
Organism: Limulus polyphemus (Atlantic horseshoe crab)
Lineage: Eukaryota; Metazoa; Arthropoda; Merostomata; Xiphosura; Limulidae
Product: protein PBDC1-like
Exons: 6
Coding region: 21-545 (174 amino acids)
Cellular component (GO): cytoplasm
Source: RefSeq, a predicted model, not a curated record
GUGGCCAGUAAUCAUCAAAAAUGUCAGCGAACAUAUCUCAAGGCGUGAGUCCAGAUGAUGCUUUGACAGCUGCAAAUGUUUUAUCUAGACCAGCAGAAGAAUUUGGAAAUGAUCCAACUCUUGAAUCUGCUUGGGCAUUGAAAGCUAUUGAGCACAUGGAGGUUUACUUUAAUCAGCUCCUUUGUUCAGUGGAUCCUCAGAUCUUGAGAUUAACUCCACAUGAUAAUACCAUUUAUGAAAAGUUCCGGGGAGAAUUUCCUGAUUUCAAUGUAAAACUUAUAUCUGAAGAUCAGUUAAAAAGCAGAGAAGCUAAAGAGAAGUGGAGAUCUUUUUGUAACCAAUUUGAUGGAAAGGUAGAAGAUUUCAAUUUCGGUACACUUGUAAGAUUAGACAGUCAGAAAGAUUACUCUGAAGAGAACACUAUCUUUGUUACUAGGAUACAGUUUUAUGCCAUAGAAAUUGCUCGAAACAAGGAAGGUCAUAAUGACUGCAUUAGGACAGUGUAUAAGCCAUCUUCCAGAAAAAGCAACAAGAGUAAUUCAUAGCUGUUGUUACACAUUACAAACUUAUUCUUUAAUUCAUUAUUAUAACUUUUUAUGAAAGAAAAAAUAAAUUGGCAAAAUUACAUGUGUAUAUUCUUUGGUCCUCAUUUAAAAUAAUAGGUCUUUCUUUUGGAAAGAUGGCAACAUUCAACUAUCUGCAACAAUGUUUUUAUGAUUUUGUAAAAGUUUGUCAUAGUGUCAAUAUUUAUUUUGGUAUGUUUAAUGGUUAGUUGAUUUCCUUUAUGCUAAAUUCUAAUCCUUUAAUAGUUAUUUUAGCUAAAGAAUAUAUGUAUAGUAACUGUAAUCAGUAUAUACUAUUAAAAUUAAAUUUAUGAAAAAGCCUGUAAACACUGUUUCAUUGAUCUGUUUAGUAUAAAAAUGAUGGAUGGAAAGUUAAUAAAGUAAGAAAAAAAUAUCUGAGAUGUUUCUUGUAAAGUAGUAUUGCUUUGCUUUUAAUAUUUACUGGACCAGCCGUAAAAUAUGUGUCACAUACAUACAUGCAAGCAGUUUUUCUUAGUAAUAUUGUAGUACAAAAUAUUUUUAUACUAUUCAACAGUAGCCAUCAUUACACAAUUUUUUAAAAAGAAAUUUAAAUAUUAUGAUUUGUAUUGUAUCAAAGACUUGGAUUAUACUUCACUGCUUUAUUAGCUUUAUGAUUGCUUUGUAGUUAUUCUUUAUGCUUGAUGAUCAUAUUGAGGUUUGUGGCUCAAUUGAUGCUGAGUGGUUUGAAAUUAUUGCAUACUAAUUUACUGACGAUAUAUUGAUUUGUGAAAACAUUGACAUUUUGAUAUCUGUCACUGUGAUUUGUUAUUUAAUUACAUGUUUUUGUCUAAAAGAUCACUUCAACUCCUGGCAACAAAGCUAUUUUCAAUUAACGUUAUUCCAAUUUUCCAAACCAUUAAAAAUUUGAGAUUCAAUUUGAUACAUGAAAUUAAUGAAACUAACACCCCUGAUUAACUAAUAUUAAUUGCAGAAUAUAUUAUUUUUUUACAAGUGAUUAGCUUUUUAUAUUAAGUUCAAUGAUCAAUAAUCCUUCAGUAAAUUUAAAACUGUUUUGAAAUAGUUAGAAAGGCAUAAAUGAUUGUCAAAGUGCUGUAUUAUUUAUUCCUAGUGCACUAAUGCAACUGUAUAAGACUAAGGUUUUGACCCUUAGCCUAGUUAAAUUAUCAUCAUUAUAUAAAAGAGUGUAGCAAUUGGUACCCAAAAUAUAUAUAUAAAUGUACUUUUAAUCAUAAUUUUACAUUAAAUAUUGUGGUGAACUUAUAUAAUUUUUUAGUUUACAAUUAAAGUUCAGUUAGACUGUAAAUACAAGAAACUUUCUCAUGAUAAUUUUUUAAAGUUUGGCAGAUUUUAACACAAAGGAUCAAUGACAUUUAUUUUAAAUUUUGAAUAAUGGAAAUGUUUUAUUUGUAAAUUUACAACUUAGAACAGACAGUAUUAUUUUUUUUGUUCCCUAAAUCAUAAACCGAUAUAUUUCUUAGAUAUUACUCACUUAAUGCUUGUCAGAAUUAAAAAUAUCAACUGUUGGAGACAAACUAAUUAAAGCUUAAGUACAUUAAACCUUUUUUUUUUACAAGACCUUCUCAUGCAGUUUUGUAGAGUCCUGUUAACAAACAUACUACAAUUUUAGUGGUUGGAAAACCUUAGGCUUUCAUUAUGGUAUGGCCAGGGGGCUAGGGAGCUUGACUCGCAAUCAUGCUUGCCCUUUCAGCUGUGGGGGAAUUAUAAUGUGACUGUCAAUCCCACUAUU